GGUGUCUCUCGGCCUGGUCUUCCUGGCUCCCCCGUGCCGAGGGUGGAGCAUGCGCGGAUGCAUGCCAAGCACCGUGGUCACGAGGCUAUGCAUGCCGAAAUGGUCCUCAUCCUUAUCGCCACGCUAGUGGUGGCACAGCUCCUGUUGGUUCAGUGGAAACAGAGGCACCCUCGCUCCUACAACAUGGUCACCCUCUUCCAGAUGUGGGUAGUGCCUCUCUAUUUCACGAUCAAGCUGUACUGGUGGCGGUUCCUGGUAAUCUGGGUGCUCUUCUCAGCGGUCACAGCUUUCGUCACCUUCAGGGCAACUCGAAAACCUCUGGUACAGACAACGCCCAGGCUGGUUUAUAAAUGGUUUCUACUAAUAUACAAGAUCAGCUACGCCACUGGAAUCGUAGGGUACAUGGCUGUGAUGUUUACACUUUUUGGUCUUAACUUAUUAUUCAGGUGAGUGAAUCUUUCGGGUCCCACUCCUGGGGCGGGGGAUGUAACACGCCGUGUGGAAUAAGGCAAAACAGUUGUCUUAGCAGUCUG
Molecule: messenger RNA, 533 nt
Organism: Pygoscelis adeliae (Adelie penguin)
Lineage: Eukaryota; Metazoa; Chordata; Aves; Sphenisciformes; Spheniscidae
Product: RING finger protein 121
Exons: 4
Coding region: 58-450 (130 amino acids)
Cellular component (GO): Golgi membrane; endoplasmic reticulum membrane
Molecular function (GO): ubiquitin protein ligase activity; metal ion binding
Source: RefSeq, a predicted model, not a curated record